AUGGGUGAGUCACUCCACGCAGAAGCUCCGCAGAACUCAAAAGCUCCCAGAGAUGAAUGCAAUGUAAAUGCGCUACCCUUCUCGGUUAUAACGACGCUGUUCCGUGACUUGCGUAAGGCAAAAGUACCUGCGAAAAGGCGAACGGGAGGCCUGCAUGUAAAGAGUGAUCGCUUUGGCAAAAAAGCAAUUCUCACGAACGCUUGGCUGAAGAUUGGUGAGAAAUGUGGCGUUGGUGAAGACGUGCUCGCGAGGCGAAACGCAAAUGAUCACUUCAUUCCAGCACAGCUACUUCCGCCGGCAGAAAGCUUCAAAAUUCUUAGCUUGCUUGUCCCAGGGUUGGACUCUGAGCAUGCGUAUCUCGGAAUGAAAGAGACGAAACUAGCUGAUGCGUUUGUCAAAGCCCUUGAUCUUCUACCAAAUGGUGAUGAUGCCCAAUGGCUCAAACACCACAAGGAGAAAGAAUAUCGUCCACAGCGAUGGAAGCAGGACGCUGAUAUAGUCGACGGUAAUUUUGCCACAGUCCUGCGAGCUGUCUUAGAUGAGAGAUGCCCCAAGGAAAGUUUGCUUACGGUUGGGAUAGUUUGGAGAGCCCUUGAUACGAUGAGCAAGGCAUCUCGAGUGCGCUCGAGGAGAAUACAACGUGCAUUCCCUCGACAAAACGAAAUGAUGAAUGAAACAACCAUGACUGACCGUACUACAGAUGAUGACGAAUCCAUGUCGAAACCGGAAGAUGGGAAAGUGGUGGCCUUGAGAACCCUCGUGCAGUGUGGAACAUCAGAUGAGGUAGCUGAAGUUGCUCGUAUCAUAUUGAAAGAUGUUGACAUUCGGCUUUCUGAAGACAUGUUCUUGUCUUGGUUUCAUCCCGGGGCCAAACAGCACUACACGCAAAUUCAUGACAUACACCAACUUUUGAAAGAUUGCUCGGAUCCUCAUUUUGAGAUUGGAGAUGCCUCUGUGCAGGUUGGCCAGUACGCGAGCGUGAUGCUCUGCAUGCGUCCUUCACGAAAAAAGCUUAAUGUUAUUUGUGAAAAUCUUCGAGGAGCGGGAGAACCGGCUGAACCAGAGACGCAAAAAGAAUUGGAAACCCGAACAACAAGCGAUUUGUCGCAGGAAGCCCGGCAAUACUUUAUCAUGGAACCAAAGCUAGAUGGAGAAAGGCUGCAACUGCAUAAGAGGAGUACGCAUUCAGACGAUGGGACUGGCGUGCAAGAGGUCCGCACAUUUUCCAGAAGAGGAAAUGAAAGCAGUGCGAUGUAUGCUGGUGCGAUGCGAGAAGUCAUCCUUGCCGGCGUACAGGCUGAAAAUAUCAUUCUCGACGGAGAAAUCAUGAUAUGGGACAACCUCAGAUCUUCGUGGUUGAGAUUUGAAGAUACCCGAGAAGUCGCCACGUCAAUUGCGAAACGCAACGUACCGGAAGGAUCAUCAUAUACGUUGAAGUACAUGGUUUUCGAUGUGCUCUAUGUCGAUCAAGGGCAAAGGAAACACAGUGAAGCACGACGCAGUGGGAACAUGGUCAUUCGCUUGCCUUUGCAUAAGCGACGAAUACUGCUGGAAAAACUGGUCACUAAGAGAGAGGCUUCAUACGGCAUCGGGGCGACAGCGUGCAUAGAGGUCGUUGACAUGGAGCUAGGUUAUAACGAGCGGGACCUGACACAGGCUCUUCAGCGAUACGAGACAUUGGGGUAUGAGGGUGUUAUUGCGAAGAACCCAGAUAUGCCGUAUGCUCUUGCGGAAAGGAGUCUAGACCUUGCAAUCAAGCUUAAACCUGAUUACUUCGACGGCGGCAUCCAGGACCUCGAUGUGCUAAUACUUGGUGCAAAGUACAGUAGCAGCCGAGGACAUCGCAAACAGAGGGCAGGACGAUUAAGUUCGUUUUUGAUCGGUGUAAGAGCAAACGAUGGGACACCACCAUGGAAAGGACGCGGUGGCGAGUGGGAGCAGCGAAUGCAGAAGUGCAAAUGGGUACCAGUGGGAAGCGUUGGGACUGGCUACUCGGAUUCUGAGCUUGAGCAGAUGCAAAAUAUGUUGAGUGGAGAAUGGAAAACUUUCAAUGCAAAAGACUUGCCUGAACACUUCGAGGGCAGGGAUUAUGCACCGUCGUUGUUGUCUGAUGUCGUAAAAUGGAUUGAGCCGUGGAAGUCUAUCGUGCUGACGGUGCGGGCGUUUGAGGUCAACCGGAGAUACUUUGCUUUACGAUUUCCGCGGGUCGAACGCAUCAACUGGGAUAAACCAUAUUUUGACGUCCCAAGCUUCUCUCAUCUUCUUGACCUAGAUGAAAACAAGCUUCCCGCAACAAUUCGCCCAGACGAGUCGGAUAUCGAUGACAUUUCGGAAUACACAGGCGGUAAGAAGCCCAGAAGACUGUUUGACGCCGAGGAGGAGGAAGCUGUAAAACGCGUUAAACUUGAAGGGCAUGUCAUCACAGGAGGCCGAAAUCCGCGGUCCGUCAUUGCAUCCGCAGUCGGAGCGGACGUGACGCAGGUUGAUCGAGUCUCUACAGCGUUCGAGGGGCUUACAUUUUUUGUUAUCGCCUCAAACCCGAAACUAAAGGAAGAAGUAGAGCUACAAAUUCACCGGCUUGGAGGCAAAUUUGUACAGAACUUCGGAAGCUCAGUGGAUUUUGUCAUAUGCACGAGUAUUCACGUAUCCAGAGUGAAAAUACUCAAAGAACGGUUCUCCAACAUACGGGAAAAGGAAGACACUUGUUCUAUUGUUCAUAGCAACUGGGUUGAAGAAUGUCUAUCUACAAAGACCCGUACGCUACCUAGUUUGAACGAUGUCGUAUAUGCGAACAGGACGCUUGAGUCGGAACUGUUCGAGAAAGCGGACCGGUUCGGUGAUUCAUGGAAAGAAGAAACCUCUAUUACGGAACUGGUACAUUCUCUCGAUGAAGUAUCUAAAUGGACAGCGAAGCAGCCUGAAGUUGGGAAUGGUGAUGAUGUUCUCGAAGGCGUGAGGGAGAGAGUGAAACGAGCAAUGAAAAGGUGUGGUAAUGUGUUCCAUGGGUUAACAGUAUUAGUUCCUGACACGGAAGUAGAAGUACAUGGUUCCGUGGCGCUGCUGUCGGCUUUUGGCGGGCGAGUCGUGAGCGAGAAGGAAGUCGAUGGCGACUGCACACACGUGCUGGUUCACUCUUCGCUGGUACCCACCUGGCAGAAGUUACACGGCUCGACGAAAGGUGCAGUAAUAACUGAAGAGUGGGUUCGAGAAAAGGUUAAGGGCACUAGCCAACUAGCUGAUCCGGGAUGA
This is a messenger RNA of Chondrus crispus (carragheen), 3249 nucleotides long. RefSeq lists its product as hypothetical. Gene Ontology annotation, molecular function: DNA binding; DNA ligase (ATP) activity; ATP binding. Gene Ontology annotation, biological process: double-strand break repair via nonhomologous end joining; DNA recombination; nucleotide-excision repair, DNA gap filling. The record is from RefSeq and is a predicted model, not a curated record. NCBI's taxonomy places the organism in Eukaryota, Rhodophyta, Florideophyceae, Gigartinales, Gigartinaceae. The transcript has a single exon. Bases 1 to 3249 code for a protein of 1082 amino acids. Gene Ontology annotation, cellular component: DNA ligase IV complex.